This is a messenger RNA of Trichosurus vulpecula (common brushtail), 741 nucleotides long. RefSeq names its product serine/arginine-rich splicing factor 10-like. Gene Ontology annotation, molecular function: RNA binding. The record is from RefSeq and is a predicted model, not a curated record. The transcript has a single exon. Bases 1 to 741 code for a protein of 246 amino acids. NCBI's taxonomy places the organism in Eukaryota, Metazoa, Chordata, Mammalia, Diprotodontia, Phalangeridae.
AUGUCCCGCUACCUGCGUCCGCCCAGCACGUCCCUGUUCAUGAGGAAUGUGGCCGAGGACACCAGGUCUGAAGACUUGCGCCGGGAAUUUGGUCGUUAUGGUCCCAUAAUUGAUGUGUAUGUGCCACUUGAUUUCUACACUCGUCGUUCAAGAGGAUUUGCUUACGUUCAAUUUGAAGAUGUUCGUUAUGCUGAAGAUGCCCGGCAUAAUUUGGACCGAAAAUGGAUUUGUGGACGUCGGAUCGAAAUCCAGUUUGCACAAGGGGAUCGCAAAACACCAAAUCAAAUGAAAGCCAAGGAAGGGAGAAAUGUAUACAGCUCUUCUCGCUAUGAUGACUAUGACAGAUAUAGGCGAUCCAGAAGCCGAAGUUACGAAAGGAGGAGGUCUAGGAGUCGUUCUUUUGAUUACAACUACAGAAGAUCUUAUAGUCCUAGAAACAGUAGACCUACUGGAAGACCACGCCGUAAAAGAAGCCAUUCAGACAAUGAUAGAUUCAAACACCGAAACCGGUCUUUUUCGAGGUCUAAAUCCAAUUCAAGAUCACGAUCCAAGUACCAGCCCAAGAAAGAAAUGAAGGCUAAGUCACGUUCUAGGUCUGCAUCUCACACCAAAACUAGAGGCACUUCUAAAACAGAUUCCAAAACACAUUAUAAGUCAGGCUCAAGAUACGAAAAGGAAUCAAGGAAAAAAGAACCAGCCAGAUCCAAAUCCCAGUCAAGAUCACAGUCUAGGUCUAGGUGA